GAGUUUUUCGGAGGCUCCAAUGUGGGUGUGUGUCAGUCAGCAUGAGGAGCGCGGGGACGCUGCGGCAGCUCGCGCUGACUGUCAGCAGACGAUGUCUUCAUCAUCAUCAUCAUCAUCGUGUUAACGGACGGUCAGUGGGGAUCAUAGGAGCACCUUUCUCUAAAGGACAGCCUCGCGCUGGGGUGGACGGAGGACCGGACCUGCUCCGAGCUGCCGGACUGCUGCACCGGCUGCAUGAGCAAGGCUGUGCAGUGAAGGAUUAUGGGAACCUUACAUUUGAGGAAGUGGCGGACGACGAGUCCGUGGGUCGGGUGAAACAUGCACGGGCGGUGGGCAGCGCCAACCGGAGGCUGUCGGAGGCAGUGCGGGCUGUGAAGAAGGACGGACACACCUCAGUGAUGCUGGGAGGAGACCACAGUCUGGCCAUCGGCUCCGUCCACGGUCACUCGGCGGCGGUCGGGGAGCUGAGUGUCCUGUGGGUCGACGCCCACGCUGACAUCAACACGCCGCUGACCUCGCCCACCGGAAACGUCCAUGGACAGCCCAUGUCCUACCUCCUCCACGAGCUGCACUCGAAGCAGAUUCCCGUCUUGCCGAGCUUCUCCUGGAUCAAGCCGUGUGUGUCGGCCAAACAUCUCGUCUACAUCGGUCUGAGGGACGUGGACCCAGGAGAGCAUUACAUCUUGAAGCUCUUGGGUGUGAAGGUGUUUUCCAUGUCGGAGAUGGAUCACCUGGGCGUUGCCAAGGUCAUGGAGGAGACAUGUGACUACUUGUGUGCCAGAGUGAAGAAACCGAUCCACCUGAGCUAUGACAUUGAUGCCAUCGACCCCUCUGUUACCCCGGCAACAGGGACACCUGUAGCUGGAGGGCUCACCUACAGGGAGGGUGUCUACAUCGCCGAACAGAUCUGUCAGACAGGUCUUCUGUCAGGGGUGGACAUGGUGGAGGUGAACCCUCUGAGGGGUCAGGCUGACGAGGACGUCCAGUCCACGGUCAGCACUGCAGUGGACCUGCUGCUCGGAUGCUUCGGACGUCUCCGCGGGGGAAACCACCCACCAGGCUACCUCCUGCCCGAGCCCUGACAGGGAUGAUGCUGGACUCUCCCACUGCCCUGAUGGUCACCUAAAUGUCUCACCAACUGAAACUAAAGGGAUUCUUAGAUCUGAACUUCUUCACCUCAGACAGACGUCUUAAACUUCCACAUGCAGAAAACCAAAACUUCCUGUUUGAGCUCGCUUUUUAGAAACAGAAAAGCACGUCAUUUAUUGAUCUACUGCAAAUCCAAAGUCAGAUAAAUGAAAAUUGUGUUGGCGAUAGUUAUCAAUUAAUUGCUAGAGAUUUUAUCUCAAAUGUAAAUGAGAUACCAACAAUUAUUUGUAUUCUGAAAAUGUAAUAAAAUCCUUUUUAUCCUGUAAAAUCAACCAAAUAAAGACAUUAAAGCUG
Scatophagus argus is the source of this 1443-nucleotide messenger RNA. RefSeq names its product arginase 1 (gene arg1). The record is from RefSeq and is a predicted model, not a curated record. Gene Ontology annotation, molecular function: arginase activity; manganese ion binding. Bases 42 to 1082 code for a protein of 346 amino acids. The transcript has 8 exons. NCBI's taxonomy places the organism in Eukaryota, Metazoa, Chordata, Actinopteri, Scatophagidae. Gene Ontology annotation, cellular component: nucleus; cytosol; cytoplasm.